Messenger RNA from Ceutorhynchus assimilis (cabbage seed weevil), 1112 nucleotides. NCBI's taxonomy places the organism in Eukaryota, Metazoa, Arthropoda, Insecta, Coleoptera, Curculionidae. The record is from the annotation of a GenBank genome assembly.
GUUGAAAGUAGCAAGUUAUACGGAAAAAAAUGUGUUCGAUAAUAUUAUUUGGUAUUUUUUUGUGUGCUUUAGUAUUUGACUGUGCUCUAGGGAUAACUACUGGAGUCACAUCAACUGGCGACACCUUUAUAUGCCUUCCGAACGGAACACCCUGCCCAACGGUUGGAUUCGGAGGCCAAAACAUGAUACAUCCAAGAAUAGUCAUUCCAGUAAGCCAAAAGAUUACUAAAAUGGAAAUUAAAAUGAAGAAAAAAUUGGCAAACAUUAAUGAACUAUGUCCAAAUGGAUUCUUUCCAUGUUAUGGCAUCGAAACCCAAUGUGGAGAAAUAUUUGUGGAAGGAAACACUUCAAAUGAUGGUAAUGCUGUUGAUGGUGCGCACCCUUGGCAAGCAUUCAUCAAAAAUCUUACACAUGCUUUUGCUGGUAGUGGAGCCCUCUUGGACCCAUUUCAUGUGCUUACUGCUGCCCAUAAGGUCGAAAGCAACCAGGGAACUCCAGAAGAAGUAAUCGUUUAUAUGGGUGUGUGGGAUCCUACAGAUUUAGAAAACACACAAAGCUCUCCGGUAAAAGAAAUUUUAGUACAUCCUUCUUACAAUAAGGAAUCACUACUGAACGAUAUAGCCAUCUUAAGGCUCGAGUACCCUAUAAUUUUUGGUAUCCAGAAUAAUAUCAAUACAAUUUGUGUACCGGAGUUUGAAUCUAGUUUUAUAGGAACCAAAUGUAUGGUUUCAGGCUGGGGACAAUCCUCCUUUACCACUUUAGAUGCUCCCACAAACCCACAGAAACAAGUAUCAGUUUCUGUGGUUGAUCCACAAACUUGUAGAGAAUCAUUCGCCAGGCCCAGCCUUCUGGGGGGUUACGUGGAUAUGUAUUUGGAUCAAGUUGGAGAAAUAUGUGCUGGUGGCGAGGCAUCAAGAGAUGCUUGUACUCAAGAUGGAGGGUCACCCUUGGUGUGUCCAGAUUCAACUGGCAAAUUAAACGUGGCAGGUUUAGUGAUAUGGGGUAAGAACUGUGGACAACCAGGUGUCUUUGGAGUUUAUGUCAAUGUGCCCUACUACAGUAACUGGAUUGAUACUACUUUAGAAGGCUUAAGAGCGAAGUAUAACAAAUAA